Notechis scutatus (mainland tiger snake) is the source of this 1927-nucleotide messenger RNA. RefSeq names its product exosome component 7 (gene EXOSC7). Gene Ontology annotation, molecular function: mRNA 3'-UTR AU-rich region binding. Gene Ontology annotation, cellular component: cytoplasmic exosome (RNase complex); nuclear exosome (RNase complex). Gene Ontology annotation, biological process: nuclear mRNA surveillance; TRAMP-dependent tRNA surveillance pathway; nuclear polyadenylation-dependent rRNA catabolic process. NCBI's taxonomy places the organism in Eukaryota, Metazoa, Chordata, Lepidosauria, Squamata, Elapidae. The record is from RefSeq and is a predicted model, not a curated record.
AGCACCGUCUCGCUUCUCCAAAAAGAACUGCACUGAAGACGGAAAAUCCCGGAGUUGAGCUUCCCUCGCCAUCCGUGACGUACGACCAAGGAACGAAUCACCCAGUGAGAAUAGGAGAGGAUGCCAUUUCUCCACGCAUUCGUAACAGAAACGGGAAGAAACCAAAAACCGGACUAAUGAGACUGACGUAAUCAGAAAGCGCUGCGGAGGCGCGAGGCUAAUAGAACUCUAUGGUGGUGUCAGGCGCCUUUUUUUAACAAUCGGAUGAGAGGUUCUUGGUGUUGGAGAAGGAGUCUGCGCUUAAGGAGUAAUUAUUAUGGCGUCGGUGGUCCUGAGCGAGGCGGAAAAGGUUUAUAUCAUGCACGGUGUCCAGGAAGAUCUUCGAGUUGAUGGCCGUGGCUGUGAAGAUUAUAGAUGUACAGAAGUGGAAACAGAUGUGAUAUCUAAUACAAGUGGCUCUGCUAGAGUAAAACUUGGGCACACAGACAUCCUGGUUGGAGUCAAAGCAGAAAUGGGAACCCCAAAGCUGGAGAAACCAAAUGAAGGCUGCUUGGAAUUCUUCGUUGAUUGUUCAGCAAAUGCCACUCCAGAAUUUGAGGGACGUGGUGGUGAAGAACUUGGCACUGAGAUCGCAAAUACCCUUUAUAGGAUAUUUAAUAAUGAGAGCAGUAUCAACUUGAAAACCCUUUGUAUUAAUCCCAGACAGUAUUGCUGGAUACUUUAUGUUGAUGUCUUGUUAUUGGAGUGUGGUGGUAACUUGUUCGACGCCAUCUCAAUUGCAGUGAAGGCAGCACUCUUUAAUACCAGGAUCCCCAAAGUACGUGUUUUGGAGGAUGAAAGAGGACAUGAAAUUGAACUGUCUGAUGAUCCUUUUGACUGUAUUCGACUCAGUGUUUAUAACAUUCCUUGUAUUGUUACCUUAAGCAAAAUUGGCUAUAAGCAUGUGGUCGACACCACUCUUCAGGAAGAAGCAUGUUCCUUGGCUAGCCUCCUUAUUUCUAUAACAAGUCAGGGUGUUAUCACUUGCAUGAAAAAAGUGGGAAGAGGGAGCCUUGACCCAGAGAGCAUUUUUGAGAUGAUGGAGACUGGAAAGAGAGUAGGCAAAUUGCUGCACACAUCCUUGCAAGCUAUCUUAGAUAAAGAAGAGAGUCUCGGAACAGCACGAAAAAAAGUUGGAUUUUUGGGAUGAGUUGCCAUCAUCAGUUUCAAUCAAUUGAAUUUUUACUUAAAAGUGUGUGUUUAUUGGUUUGUUUGUUUCUACAAAAUCAAAUAUAUUUUAAAUAAAGAAAGGAUUACUCAUGUACACUUGUGUUAAGGGAUCUUAAAUGUUUACAACAAAACAGAAAAAAUUAUAGUCCAACUCCACAAAAAUGUACAAACGCCAUUUCAUUUUACUUUCUAUAAAGUCCAAGUCUUUGUCAACAGUUUCUGCACAGAUCUGUCCACAUGAUAUAUUUAGUAUCCUUGCCCUUUUGAGUACAUGUUUUUCUUAUUCAAUUUCAGAUUCUAACAUUGUUUUAUAUGGUAUAAUUUUUGUUUUAUAUUUGCCUUCCAAUUUUUUUUAUUGAUUGCUUUUAUUCUGUUCUUAUUUUAUGUUAUUUUUCAUUUUUGAAAUUGACACUGAAUAUAUCAAUACUUUUAAUAAUAUGGCAAAUAUAUUCAAUUCUUGAAUCUGCAUUACCUAACCUCAUUUUGACCCAGGGAUAUGUGGUGGGUGGAACACAAAUAGAAUAACAGACAUGCAUGCUCAUAGGAUCUAUUCUUGUUAGCCCUAGAUUUUCUAAAAUCUAACCAAAUGCUGUAUGGACAAGUGGACUGAUGUUGAAGACCUUAACACAGAUUUGAAUGCUUCAGAGUGAAUAUUCUGGUCUAUCUAACAAAAAUAAUGGGUGUGUUUCUCCAAAUUUCCUGUUCAUAGAACUGAAAU